CUUCCGCUUUUAUACGAAAUCCAAGUUCGUUCUUCCUCGGUUCCCGUCAUCCAAAAUCACUGCCCGCUUCUCCUCUCCGGGUCGUUGAUGGUUCUGAAUUGAUCCAAAAGGAAGUAAAAAUUCGAAAACUUCGAGGGAAGCCGGGAUUCUUCGAUCGAAGGGGAAGGCGGGCGGAUUAGGAUUUUCUUACUCUGUAAUUGUAUAAAUAUCUAGAAUUUAUUUGGGAAAUUUUUAGAUUAAGGGCUAGUUAUCAGGUUUCAUUAGUAGUAUUCACGGAAUUUGUGAUAAUCGGGUCGAAGGGAUUUUAAUUUUCUGGGAUUUGUUCGAUGGGUUUUUUGGUGGAUACGCAAAAGGAAGGCGGAGGCCAUUCAUGGGGUUGCGUGAGGAGCUUGGUUAGAAGGAAACAGGUCGACUCUGCUCAUGCUAAAUCUGAGGGUCAUCAUCAGUUGGCUAAGGCUUUGACAGUUCCUCACUUGAUAGCCAUAGGUGUUGGAGCAACAAUAGGAGCCGGAGUUUAUAUUCUUGUUGGAACAGUUGCAAGAGAGCAUUCAGGACCUGCUCUCACAUUUUCGUUUCUUAUAGCUGGAAUUGCCGCUGCCCUCUCCGCCUUUUGCUAUGCCGAACUCUCUAGUCGUUGUCCCUCGGCAGGGAGUGCUUAUCACUACUCUUACAUUUGCGUCGGUGAAGGUGUCGCCUGGUUGAUUGGUUGGGCGCUGAUUCUGGAAUACACAAUCGGUGGUUCUGCUGUUGCCCGUGGCAUAUCCCCAAAUCUGGCAUUGUUUUUCGGUGAAAAUGGCCUGCCUUCAUUUCUAGCACGCCAGCAAAUUCCUGGUCUGGACGUUGUUGUUGAUCCAUGUGCCGCCGUCCUAGUCUUCAUUGUCACCGGGCUCCUGUGCCUCGGAAUUAAGGAGAGCACAUUUGCUCAAGGAAUUGUAACAAUAGCCAAUGUGUGUGUCAUGCUAUUUGUCAUAGUAGCUGGCUGUUAUCUGGGUUUCACGACCGGUUGGGUUGGUUAUGAACUUCCGACAGGGUACUUCCCAUUCGGUGUGGAUGGGAUGCUUGCUGGAUCUGCUACCGUCUUCUUUGCCUACAUUGGGUUCGAUUCAGUUGCCAGCACUGCUGAGGAGGUGAAAAAUCCACAACGGGAUUUACCUCUAGGGAUUGGUCUUGCACUCUUCCUUUGCUGCUCUCUCUACAUGAUGGUCUCAGUUGUUGUUGUUGGUUUAGUGCCUUAUUACGCGAUGGAUCCCGACACUCCGAUAUCUUCUGCAUUUUCUAGUCAUGGAAUGCAGUGGGCUGCAUUUGUGAUAACUGCUGGAGCUGUCAUGGCUCUUUGCUCGACAUUGAUGGGUUCAAUGCUUCCUCAGCCGCGAAUUCUGAUGGCAAUGGCUCGGGACGGUCUGCUGCCUCCGUUUUUCUCGGAAGUUAACAAACGCACUCAAGUUCCUGUUAAAGGGACGGUGGCAACUGGCUUUUGUGCAGCAGCAUUGGCAUUCUUCAUGGAUGUUUCACAGUUGGCUGGAAUGGUGAGUGUCGGUACACUUCUGGCAUUCACCAUGGUGGCGAUAUCGGUGUUGAUACUCAGAUAUGUGCCUCCAGAUGAGGUACCUCUCCCCUCGUCGCUUCAGGAGAGGAUCGAGUCUGUUUCCUUUAGUUACAGUGGGGAGGAUUCAUCAUCCGCCAGCGUUGGCACUUCCCGUAGCGGCAAACAGCCUUUACUUGGCAAACCCGAUGCUUUGGCUGAUUAUCCCGUGAUCGAGAAACAAGAAGUUCUUGGGUGUUGGGCUCUUAGCGAAGAAAACCGAAGGAAAGUCGCUGGAUGGAGCAUUAUGUUCACUGUUAUAGGGGCCUUCCUUCUAAGUUAUGCAGCUUCGAGUUUGAGUUUCCCCGGGCUUCUCCGAUAUUCUAUGUCUGCUGUUGGUGGGAUUCUUCUUCUGGCUGGUUUGAUUGUGCUGACCUCGAUAGAUCAGGAUGAUGCUAGGCACAGUUUCGGGCAUUCUGGAGGUUUUAUUUGCCCGUUUGUUCCGCUCCUGCCUAUCAUCUGCAUUCUCAUCAACGCGUACCUUUUGAUUAACCUCGGAGGAGGGACAUGGGCUCGUGUCUCGGUUUGGUUGCUGAUUGGAGUUCUCGUCUACGCUCUCUACGGCCGAAAACACAGCUCCUUGGCCGAUGCGGUUUACGUUCCGACAGCUCAUGCCGAGGAAAUAUACCGUUGUGGGACGGGCGAUACUUUGGCCUGAAAAGUUUGAUUAUGAAGAUUCAAGAAUCAAGAUUCGUAUCUCUUUGGUUGUAAUGUGUAAUAUCAUAUAAUAUGUAAUAUUGAAUUUGUUUGGUCCAUGGAAGAAAUAUAUGGUAUAAUCUAUGAUAUGAUAUGUAGUAAAAAGCUCGUUGCUUUUUGUGGCUUAGAGUUCAGGAGAUUCCUCCAAAACGCUUUGUAAAUAUAUAUAUAAAUUUGCCUACUUCGUUACCGUGAAGAUU
This is a messenger RNA of Tarenaya hassleriana, 2478 nucleotides long. Its product is annotated as cationic amino acid transporter 2, vacuolar-like. Gene Ontology annotation, cellular component: membrane. The record is from RefSeq and is a predicted model, not a curated record. Gene Ontology annotation, biological process: amino acid transport; transmembrane transport. Gene Ontology annotation, molecular function: amino acid transmembrane transporter activity. NCBI's taxonomy places the organism in Eukaryota, Viridiplantae, Streptophyta, Magnoliopsida, Brassicales, Cleomaceae. Bases 327 to 2240 code for a protein of 637 amino acids. The transcript has 14 exons.